Messenger RNA from Ochotona curzoniae (black-lipped pika), 2581 nucleotides. It is a transcript of the gene KATNB1, whose product is annotated as katanin regulatory subunit B1. Gene Ontology annotation, molecular function: microtubule binding. Gene Ontology annotation, cellular component: katanin complex. Lineage: Eukaryota; Metazoa; Chordata; Mammalia; Lagomorpha; Ochotonidae. The record is from RefSeq and is a predicted model, not a curated record. Gene Ontology annotation, biological process: microtubule depolymerization; microtubule severing. The coding region runs from base 340 to 2310 and encodes 656 amino acids. The transcript is spliced from 20 exons.
AAGCAGCCGCCAAUCAGAGCAGGGGAUGGAAGCAAGUGGGGGUCGCGCCUGGAGCGGAGCCUCGGCCUCCGGAGCCGCAGCUGCAGGCCGCUGCUGAGCUGAAAUGGCUCCAGUCUGACGCUCCAUACAUGCUCCCAGGUCCCGGCAAAUGUGCACAGACUGCUGGCUGCCGUGGAAGAUUUAAACAGCCCAGGUCCCCAGAAGACGCAGCAUUCCUUCUGCCUGGAUGUGUGGGAACUUCCUGCCAACUUAAUUGGUGGAUCUGGGGGGGAUCCACCCCCCACCCCAAGAGGAAAGCGGUUUCUUUGUGGGUGGAGCUUCUGGCGUGCCGGCCCUUGAAUGAUGGCCACCCCAGUGGUUACCAAGACUGCCUGGAAGUUGCAGGAGAUUGUGGCCCAUGCCAGCAAUGUGUCCUCACUUGUGCUGGGCAAAGCCUCUGGGCGGCUGCUGGCGACAGGCGGGGAGGACUGCCGUGUCAACCUGUGGUCCAUCAACAAGCCUAACUGCAUCAUGAGCCUGACGGGCCACACGUCCCCAGUGGAGAGCGUCCGCCUCAACACCCCUGAGGAGCUGAUCGUGGCGGGUUCCCAGUCAGGCUCCAUCCGCGUCUGGGACCUGGAAGCUGCCAAAAUUCUUCGCACCCUCAUGGGACACAAAGCCAACAUUUGCAGCCUGGAUUUCCAUCCCUAUGGCGAGUUCGUGGCCUCCGGUUCCCAGGACACAAACAUCAAGCUGUGGGACAUCAGGAGGAAAGGCUGUGUCUUCCGAUACCGGGGGCACAGCCAGGCCGUGCGGUGUCUCCGGUUUAGCCCCGAUGGGAAGUGGUUGGCAUCGGCUGCAGACGACCACAUGGUGAAGCUCUGGGACCUGACUGCUGGCAAGAUGAUGUCCGAGUUUCCUGGCCACACAGGGCCUGUCAACGUAGUGGAGUUCCACCCCAACGAGUACCUCCUGGCCUCCGGUAGCUCUGACAGGACAAUCCGAUUCUGGGAUCUAGAGAAGUUCCAGGUGGUGAGCUGCAUCGAAGGAGAACCGGGGCCAGUGAGGAGCGUCCUCUUCAACCCCGAUGGCUGUUGCCUGUACAGCGGCUGCCAGGACUCACUGCGUGUCUAUGGCUGGGAGCCCGAGCGCUGCUUUGACGUGGUCCUCGUCAACUGGGGCAAGGUGGCUGACCUAGCCAUCUGCAACGACCAGCUGAUAGGUGUGGCCAUCUCCCAGAGCAAUGUCUCCUCUUACGUGGUGGACCUGACCCGGGUUACCAGGACGGGCACGGUAGCCCAGGAUCCCGUGCAGGACAGCCGGCCCCUGGCGCAGCAGCCACCCAACCCCAGUGUCCCACUCCGGCGCAUCUAUGAGCGGCCCAGCACGACCUGUAGCAAGCCUCAGAGGGUAAAGCAGAACUCGGAGAGUGAACGGCGCAGUCCCAGCAGUGAGGAGGACCGGGACGAGCGUGAGUCUCGGGCUGAGAUCCAGAAUGCUGAGGACUACAAUGAGAUCUUCCAGCCCAAGAACAGCAUCAGCCGGACACCACCCCGAAGAAGUGAACCCUUCCCAGCACCCCCAGAGGAUGAUACGCCCACAGUGAAGGAGGCAGCAAAGCCCAGCCCAGCCAUGGAUGUGCCGUUCCCAAUGCCAAAUCUUGAGGCCCCACCCCGGCCCCCGGCCAUCACCUCCGCAUCUGCACCCAAGGGUGAGCCCGCCGUCAUUCCUGCCACCCGGAAUGAGCCCAUCGGGCUCAAGGCCUCCGACUUCCUGCCUGCUGUGAAGAUCCCGCAGCAGGCGGAGCUGGUGGACGAGGAUGCCAUGUCGCAGAUCCGCAAAGGGCACGACACUAUGUGUGUGGUGCUCACCAGCCGUCAUAAGAACCUGGACACUGUGCGGGCUGUGUGGACCACAAGUGACAUCAAGACCUCGGUGGACUCGGCUGUGGCCAUCAAUGACCUCUCGGUAGUAGUGGACCUGCUGAACAUUGUCAACCAAAAAGCCUCCCUGUGGAAACUGGAUCUGUGCACCACUGUCCUGCCGCAAGUCGAGAAGCUUCUACAGAGCAAAUAUGAGAGCUAUGUGCAGACGGGCUGCACCUCCCUAAAGCUGAUCCUGCAGCGGUUUCUGCCCCUCAUCACAGACAUCUUGGCAGCGCCACCCUCUGUGGGUGUUGACAUCAGCCGGGAGGAGAGGCUACACAAGUGCCGGCUGUGCUAUAAGCAGCUCAAGAGCAUCAGCGGCCUCGUCAAGAGCAAGUCGGGCCUGAGUGGCCGCCAUGGCAGUGCCUUCCGAGAGCUACACCUGCUUAUGGCCAGUUUAGACUGAGCAUUCCAGCAGGUGGGGGCAGGCCUUGGGCCUGGCCUCAGCGUCGACUCCUGCUCCCUGUGUGUACACCGGCUCACAAGCCCCCGCCUGAACUGUCCUGGAGAAGGCAGUGCUGGCUCCCCAGAGACCUCUGCAGCCUGGAACGCAAGAUGAUGAACUCCAGCAAUGGCUGCCCAGCUUUGCCUGACUUUUGCCUGCUUAGGACAGUGAACUGAGCCCCAGGGCUGCUACUGUAAUUUAUAAGGUGAAUUUUAUUAAAUUUGUAACUCUU